AUGAAUAAUCUGAAGAGAAAAGCACUCAAGCAAGAACAAGGACAAUCAAAAACUAUUUUACAGUUUUUUAAAAAAAAAAUUCCUGAAUCAUUAGAUUCCACACCAGUAUUAAUAGUAAAUAUGGAUGAAUAUAAAACAGCAAAGUCAACAAAUGAUAUUGGUUUAUUUGUUAAUUGUUCUGAAAGGAUUGAAUCUAUUAAACGAAUUGAAAUAUUGCAAUCAUUGUGGAUUCUUGAACAAAGUUAUAAAUAUCCAACAAACAAUAAAAGAAAUCUUAAAUUCCAACACCAUUGGCUUUACAAGUGGACUUGGAUUGCUUACUCAAAAAUGUUUGAUGGCGCAUUAUGUAAAUAUUGUGUAAUUUUUAAUGAACAUGAAGGUGGUUCGGGUAGUCAAAAAUUGGGUAAAUUUGUUUUAACACCGUUUUCAAAUUGGAAACACGCAAUAGAAGAAUUUAAUAAACACGAUAACAAUAAAUACCAUAAAAUGACAUUAUUAAAGUUUCAUUGUUUAAUGUCAGUGUCUAAUAAAACUACUGAUUCUAUUUUAAUACAACUGGAUAAAAAAUUGAAAUCUGAGAUAGAACAAAACCGCGCCAAAUUAAAACCAAUUAUUGAAACUGUCAUAUUUUGUGGCCGUCAAGGUCUACCUUUGCGUGGUCAUCGAGACUCAGGUCCAAUAAACUGUGACAAUCCUCCUGUUGAAAAUGAUGGUAAUUUUAGAUCACUCUUACGAUUUAAAGUUAUGUCUGGUGAUAUAAAUCUAGCUGAACAUUUAAAAACUGCUCAGGGAAAUGCAAGUUAUAUUAGUGCUGAUAUCCAAAACCAAAUAUUAACUUCUUGUUCAAAUUUAAUAUUAAAACAAAUUAUUUCAAAAGUUAAUGCUGCUAAAUGUUUCACUGUAUUAGCAGAUGAAACUGCCGAUAUAUCGGGAAUUGAGCAAUUUUCUCUUUCACGUUAUUUUGAAUUUUCUUCAAUGCAAAUGAGAGAAGAUUUCUUAACGUUUGUUCCUGUUACUGAUGUUACAGGUAUGGGUUUAGCAAACACACUUUUAAAUACCCUGGAUAAACUUGGUAUUGAUUUGAAAUAUUUAAGAGGCCAAGGUUUUGAUGGUGUAGCUACCAUGAGUGGAUGCUUUAAUGGUGUACAAUCCCACGUUACCAAAAAAUAUCCACUUGCUCACUACAUUCAUUGCACCUCACAUUGUUUAAAUCUAGCAAUAUCCGACACAUGUAACAUUCAAUCUAUACGAAACUGUACUGGUACCAUACAAAAAAUUACUAAACUAAAAUUACUUUGUCCAACAAGAUGGGUCGAUCGGCAUGACUCCAUAAUUACUUUUAUGGAAUUAUUUGAUGCAGUUAUUGAUGGAUUAUCGAUUAUUUCUACAUGGCCAGACAGAGAAUCGUCAUCAGGAGCUUAUCAACUUUUGUGUGCUAUUAAGCAACCUGAAUUUAUUUUGGCAACACAUCUGUUAGCAAAAGUAUUUAGCAUAAGUUUACCUCUUACUAAACUUCUUCAAAUGAAAAAUAUAGAUUUAAUUGAAGCCAUGUCUCUGGCAGAUAAUGUAUCUGAUGUGUUAAAAAAUAUCAGAAAUAAUGCAGAUGAGGAUUUUAAGAAACUAUUUUUGAAAGUGAAAGAAAAAUAUAAUUUUAUUAGUCAACUUCAUGAUAGGUUCAUUGCACAUAAAUCUCUAAUUACCAAUUUUUGCUGUCUCUUACCAAACAAUAAUUUGCCAAAUAGAGAAGAAAACAUAAAAAGUUUGGCAGAAAAGUAUAAUGAAGAUCUUUAA
This is a messenger RNA of Rhopalosiphum padi (bird cherry-oat aphid), 1791 nucleotides long. RefSeq names its product zinc finger MYM-type protein 1-like. Bases 1 to 1791 code for a protein of 596 amino acids. The transcript has 5 exons. NCBI's taxonomy places the organism in Eukaryota, Metazoa, Arthropoda, Insecta, Hemiptera, Aphididae. The record is from RefSeq and is a predicted model, not a curated record.